Molecule: messenger RNA, 5952 nt
Organism: Daphnia carinata
Lineage: Eukaryota; Metazoa; Arthropoda; Branchiopoda; Diplostraca; Daphniidae
Exons: 18
Coding region: 373-5346 (1657 amino acids)
Biological process (GO): homophilic cell-cell adhesion; G protein-coupled receptor signaling pathway; cell surface receptor signaling pathway
Cellular component (GO): membrane
Molecular function (GO): calcium ion binding; G protein-coupled receptor activity; protein binding
Source: RefSeq, a predicted model, not a curated record
AUGUGGUGUUGUUUAUACACGUUGAAACAAGCUGAUGCAGCACAAGAGGUUCAGUCAUCCAGUGAACAGUAGCUCGCCGACCAUUGACCAGUGUGGUAGCGUCAGUUUUAUAUUCUCCCGAAAGGAAGGAGGGCGGCCUCUUCCACUCCGCCAUUGUGUUUUUUUUAAAGCGAUCGAUCUUUCCUCUUCAGUUGGACUUGAAAAUCAACAAGUGUGUUUGCUGUCAGUGUGGCCAUGUGAUCUCUAGUGAGCGCAUCUCUUCAACGUUACCCUGUGCUGUAAAUGUAUAUACUUAUUGGGCACGAAAUCUAAUCAAAACUUAUUGAUUACUGUGUGUCUUGUUUGUUGCGUGACAACAGUUUGGGAAUAUCGAUGGCGCCACUCAGUAGUCGUCUCGUGUUGUUAGUAUUCUCCGUCGUCAUGACUACGCAAAUUUUAGGUCUCAAGUUUGACAAAAGUAAACAUUUAGAAGUGACCGCGGGAGCUCCCGCGGGUACCAUCGUCGGAAAGUUAAGAGUCAUCAGCCGUGCGGCUGGCGGGACAUUGGUCGGCGAGCAUGUCGGUAUCAAUUUUUCAUUGCACAAUUCCAGUGACUACGCCGAUUUUCACGUCGAUCCGAGAUCCGGUCUUUUGUCUGUCGCCAGAAAGGUGGAUCGUCCGGUUAAUUCAACCUAUCAGAUAAUCGUCCGUGCAAUGCUGGCAAAAUCGAGGAGUGGCGAUACAGAUCGAUUCGAAAUUCGAGUCACGGAACCGACCCAACCAUCGGAUGAGUCUCGGCUUCUCAUGGAUUCUAACCACUACGACGGUGAAAUAGAUCCAGACAGUCCGGUAGGAAUGGCCGUCAUUGAAGUGAUGGCCUUUGUUAAUGGCAGCCAUAACGAAAUGCCGGGCAACGUCACUUAUUUCAUGGAAUCAUUUCCGGACGAAGAAUUGUCGUUUACGGCCAUCAAAGAUUGGUUUCGGAUGGACAACCGGACGGGCGUGGUCCAACUCCUCCAAUCACCGCAGGCGGGCAUGAAAGCCCACAAUGUCACUUUCAUGAUCGGAGCCAGAGAGCACAACCAAUCGCUGGAAAGUAGAGCCCCGGCCGUCGUUCUUUUCCACGGAUUGCCCAGGCCACGAAAUGUGACGGUGACUAAGCUAUCAGCCGACGCUGCCGUAAUCUGUUGGAAAUUUCCGCUAGCCGCCGGAGCUCAAGGUUAUGUUUUGCGUUACUGGCGUCAUCCGGCGUCACUAAUAUCUAGCGAUGGUGAUUCCACAUUAGUCGGAAUGGCGCCUCCAGUUCCACUGGAGCUGAAAAUUAUCGACAUGGACGGUCCGCCCACUACAACAGUCAAUACGACAAACGACGAGAUACGGACCGUUUGUUCCAGUUUGAAGCAACUGGAAUCGGAGGCCGCCUACAAGUUGCAAGUGUCGGCCUGCGCCGGCGGCGACGCCACCGCAAUAUGCGGCGACUCAAUCGGACCAGCUAGCGCCAUUCUCCACUUCACCACUCAGACCAAUCAUUGCUUACUGGAAGGCACUUGCGUGACGGGCGAAUGUCAGAUACUGUUCGAACCGCCCGGUUUCGAGUGUCUCUGCCAUUCGGGCGACUACGGCCGCCAUUGCGAGUUAUACGACCCUUGCGUCUUAACGCCUUGUCAGAACGGCGCCACUUGCCGCAAUUUUGUAAAUGGCACGUACGAAUGCCAAUGCCUUGAAGGCUUUGAAGGUGAAAAUUGCAUCGUCCCUGUUGGUCCGGCUUGCCUUCAUGAAGAACCUUGUCUCAACAACGGCACAUGCUCCAAAGAUGGAUGCCAUUGUCUUCCGGGCUAUGAAGGCUCCCAAUGCGAAGGUUUCAAUCCUUGCUGGAAUGACCCAUGCCCCGAAAAGGCAAACUGCACCGUUCUGCUAGACAGCAAUGAAUUUCAAUGCGUCUGUCCUCUAGGCUUCAGAGGACUCGCAUGUGAUGAAGCAAUUGAUUACUGCAUUCUCGAUCCGUGUAAAAACGACGGUCAGUGUACCAGCAAGGACGGCUUCUAUCACUGUGAAUGUACUAGCGGUUUUCGAGGCGUUGACUGCGAACAAGACGUGGAUGAAUGCCAAUCUGGCAAUCCGUGUGAGAACAACUCCACAUGUCUCAAUCUACCGGGAUCGUUCACCUGUUUGUGUCCACCAGGUUUCACAGGAGCGAGAUGCGAACAAAAAGAAGAAGCCUGUCUUUCAUCUCCAUGUCGGAAUAAAGGUGUAUGUCAAAAUGAUUUUGAAAAUCAUAGUUAUACCUGUUUCUGUCGACCCGGUUACGAUGGUCGUGAUUGUGAGAAUAACAUAGACGACUGUAACCCGGAUCCCUGUCUCAAUGGGGCGGCCUGUCGGGACUUGACGGACGCAUUUGAAUGCCUUUGUAAAACUGGUUUUUCAGGUCUACGUUGCGAUCAUGAAGACCCUUGUCCAGAAGAAAUGGAAGAAUCUGUUGAGAAAGGCUCUUUUCAUUGGCCGGCUACAGAGAUAGGUCAAAUGGCCACAUUGGCAUGCCCUUUUGGUUCAGUGACUACGCUAGAGGCGAAAUCGAAGCGACCGAUUCCAACGGGCCUAGUAACAGACACAGAAUUUCGAGAACGUCAGGAACGCAUGAAAUUCGACGAGUUUGCAACAUUCGCAGUGCGAUCAUGCGACAGAUUAACAGAUGGAACAGCUAGUUGGAAGAUUUCUGAUUUAUCCGCAUGUCGAGAACAAAGACUAGCCAUUGCUGAAGAGAGAUCAGCUAUACUGGAAAACAUAUCCAUUGCUGCGAAAAAUUUAACGCUGAUUGGAGUGGAACAAGUGGCAGAUGAAGUGGCUAGUUUAGUCGAAGACGCCCUAAUGGAUCUCAACGUGGCGCAUAAUUUUUUCAAUACCUUAUCCAACGUCAUGGAAGUCGAUGAUGACGUUUUGAGCUCUUCCAAUAACAGCUGCGAUCGAUUAUUGGAUGCCAUCGAACGUUAUACGAGUCAAGUUCAUUUGGAACCCGAUCAGCCUGUUGUCUUGGCCACGCCCAACAUUGCUAUUGAAACUCUAUACCAUAGUAAACGAGAGUCUUACUCUUUUCGCCCGUCCUUUGAUGGAGAUCCAUUAGCCAGCAAUAUGAUAUCGCUGACGAUACCUAAGGAAGCCCUAGAAGGAUCCAAUGAUGGUGUUCGAUUACAGUUCGUAUCCUAUAAGAGUGGUAAACUGUUCCAAAGCCGCACGAAUCGCUUGCCUGGACAACCGGCUAUGGUUCUGGCUGCAACAGUGGGCCAUCUUUCCGUUUCCGGACUCAGUGAACCCGUGACUUAUACAAUGCCCUUAGUGAACAGCAGUUCCUUCUACUCGUGUGUCUACUGGGAUGAAUUAGAAAAGGAAUGGUCAACGAAAGGCGUUAAAACGACAAAGACAGAGUCGGGAAUGAUUAAAUGCCUGUCAGAUCACUUGACGGCUUUCUCCAUUUUACUCGAUCCGACACCCAUGGAUCGCAUAUCCGGUUUCCAUGAAUAUAUUCUAAGGAUAAUCAGUUACGUCGGCUCUGGAUUGAGUAUCCUCGGUCUAUCCGUCACCGUACUGCUCUACAGUCUUUUUAGGAAUUUGAGGAGAGACCGAGGUGGCAAAAUUUUAUUGAAUUUGAGCAUUUCUCUUUUGAUGCUCAAUAUCAUCUUCCUUGUGGGUUCUAUCCUUGGAACUACUUUUAAAAAUGUGGAUCUGGAACAACGUGCUAAAAUGUCCGACCGAGUGUGGGCAGUCGGAACGGAAUCGCCAGUUAAUCAGGCGCAUGUAGACAUUUGUACAGCGUUGACCAUCGGCGUCCAUUAUUUGGUGCUGUCAUCUUUAUCAUGGAUGUUGGUCGAGGCCGUUCACAUGUACCAGUUGCUUAUUCUCGUCUUUGCCAAUAGCGAAACGUGUUUCAUGCUGAAACGGAUGGUCUCCGCUUGGGGUGUACCGUUGAUUAUUGUCAUCACCACGGGUCUAACGUCCUUAGAUUAUUAUCAAGAUCCUACGGGACAGACAUGCGGCAGUAUGUCACACGACCAUCUGACCAUCUAUUACGGCGCAUUCAUCGGACCCACUUGUCUCAUCCUUUUAAUCAACUCAACCGUAUUCUUCAUGGUACUUCGAGUUAUCCUGAUGCAAGGGCAACGAGGAAGAGCUGUUGGUAAAGUGGCCACUGAGAACGGGAACGGCGCUGGUGGAGGCAAUCGCCUAAUGAUCAUGGCUCAAUUGCGUGGAGCUGUGACGGUCAUGGCCUUGUUGGGUGUCACCUGGGUAGCUGGCGCUCUGGCUAUUGGUCCAGUCAAAGUGUUUAUGACCUACGUCUUUUGCGUUUGUAAUUCACUUCAAGGCUUCGUCAUCUUUGUUGUCAGAGUUUUCCAGUACCCCGAGGCUCGGCAAUCGUUCGUCACUUUGUGGAACACUGGACAGACACACAUUCCUUAUGAUGCGACCCGUCAUUCUUCUGGACCAACUAUUAAUUCUUCCGGUUCGGCCACUGGCCAGUCGAGUGCCCAUGCAGUUUUAAGAGCACGCAAAACAAUGUCCAUCAAUUCGAGAUCUUCAGGACGAAACAUGGGGCCCAUUACUCGUGGCCCUGACGAUUCAUUGACUCCGUCGCAAGCCCCAACCCUUCCGCUUGGUGAUCCGACCAACUCUGCUUCGCCUUCAUUAUCUUACCAGCACUGGUUCCCUUCCGCAACGGCAUCGCCUGCCAGCAAUGGAUCAACUCAAUCUCGAUUUAGACGCAUUUUUGGCCAACUAGGACUGGAACCAUCUUCAUUAAGAAUCUCAUCCAAAUCAAAUGGAAAGUCUACUGGCUCUCAUUCGUUAUUGGAACGUCAUGUUUCUGGGGCGACAAACCCGCCUCCGUCGCCGGGCGAUAAAUCACAUCAAAUGCUUAGCGAACCAUCGCCAUUGCCAGAAGAAUUGAUCAAACCGAAUUUCAUGAUUGGCGAAGAGAUUUCCCUUUUGCAUCCGGCUAUUUCAUCGGAAGAGCCAUCCGUUUGUAACAAACGCUCCUCUUUGAUCAGUGCAACGGGCGCGAGUAGCAAAGAAGGAGCCAAUACAUCAUGGACCUAUCUCCGGCCGGAAAAUGAAAUCGCUGACGACGAUCAAAUGGAUAAAGGAUCUGCCUCAGCAUUAAAACCCUCCGAUGGAUUGAUCGCUCGUCGACGAGCUGCAUCUUUCGUCGUUCAUUUACCCACCGAAUCGAUUCAAAAUGCGUUGUUUGAUGAGGCACCAGAUGGCCAGCGUCCCAUUCGGAGAACUCAGUCACUCCGCGAAGACGAUUCAGAGUUGUCCGUAACCUUCCGCGACGGCCAACUGUCAUUGCCUCUUCGUGAGCCUUUGUUUCAUUCCUAAAUGUUUCGCUAGAUGGCAGCAGUUUACGUGUGGCCCAUUUCCAAAAAUCUGACACAUUCAUAACAUAUACAAUGUCUGACGGGCACGUCAGAAAAGUCUCUUUGAUGCUUGGCAAUUUCGGACAACGAUUGCCCAGCUAGAAAAGAAAGAAAACAAGUAAUAUAAACAGCCAAAGAAAGCAUUCAUUCGAACCCCAGCGUCGAUAUUAUAUACAAACUAUUAAAGGUUCAUAUUGCUAGUCCAGCUGAUUGCGCACCAUGCUCUUCCUUUUUUCUUUUUCUCUGUUUGUUUCUUUUACGUUGAUUGAUUCAUCUUGCCUUUCUAUUGUACCUACAAUCUAUAAUAUGGAUAUAUCGUUUGUAUAGCACAAUAGCUAAAUUUCAAAACAAAAUAUUUCCAAGGCUUUCAAUGUGUCGUGCAAUUCAACGGGUCGCAAGGAAAAGGCCUCUGCUUUUAUUGUGCAUCAAACAAUUUUAUGUGUGUUUUGUUUUUAGUGGGAGGUACAAAAAGAAAGAUGGAACGCUAUUUGGAAUGUGACGGCGUGACACUAAAGCACGUGUAGGAUAUUGUUUCCCACCAAAAAAAAAUUAAAAUGUUACAAUCUUU